This is a messenger RNA of Arctia plantaginis, 477 nucleotides long. The record is from the annotation of a GenBank genome assembly. NCBI's taxonomy places the organism in Eukaryota, Metazoa, Arthropoda, Insecta, Lepidoptera, Erebidae.
AUGGGUCAUGAUCCUGGUGGACAAGAUGACAAUACGUUUCGAGCGUUUAUGAACGCACUUUACAAUACCAUCGAUGCACCUGUAACAUAUUUUAGAGAACAGAUAGUUGAGCCGAACCAAAAACAGUACCCAUGGUACCACAAGAGGUAUCGCCGCGUGCCAACCAUCGAUCAAUGCUAUGACGACGAUGUUGUGUGUGACUUUGAAGCGAACGCUCAAUUCAAGCGUGAUAGAGCUGUGGACUCGGAGAUCCUGAGCAUUCUGCGACAACGUUAUGAAGAUUGUAUGGUGUAUGAACGUCCUGACCAUGAAGCUGCCUGUGUACCUUUGUACAAGAAAUACAAGGAUGCUGCAGAGGCUUGGUUCAUUAAAUAUGGGGACCUUGGCGGGUAUGCUGAUGCCCGGAAAGCGUACAUGAAGCAAAAACAUCGCAUGAUAUGGGAAAGGCGUAACGGCAAGCUGUCUACUCUGACAUAA